CGUAGAGCUAUUAAAACAAGAAGAGAAGAAACAAGUGUAGUGAGUUGCCUUUAUUCGCGUGUUUUAUCGAAUUUGUUUUCUUUUUAUACUUCGGUAAAAUGUCAAGACUAGAUAAGUUACAUUCUAACCUGAUGAAGCGAAUGUCAAUUGUCAUUCGUGAGAUUUGGGUGGAGGUGGAAGCGACGGUGAAAGACUAUCAAAAGGAAGCAGCCCAAACACGAUCAGAAAACGCGAAGCUCAAACAACAGCUGAGGGAUGUGCUGAGGAGGAAUCAGGCACAUUUAAACGGACAAGUCCACUAUAUCUCUCCUGAUGAAGUCUCACCUACAGAAUUAUCAUCACGUGGGUACAGGUCUCCAAUCGAAUCAGAAGACCUGGAGGAUCAGCAAACGGAGGCCGAUGACCAGAGUCAAGAUUCACCUAGUGAACUGAAGCCACGCAUACUAGAUGUCACAUCAGUCUGUAAGACCGAGGCAGAGGACAGAGAGCUAGUGCAUCAAAAAAAUGCAGGCGAACAACGACUCUUUCCUCAGUUCGACAGCUCGAGUACAGAUGAGACGUGGGAUGUGACCUCGCCCACUGUUUCGACACCGAGGAUUAAGAUUGAGCCUGAGGACACCAUCAUCACAAUAACAUCUUCAGUUACUACUACCCCUGCCCAUGCCGGUCCGUGUCAGGACUCAGAACCCGCUCACCAGCUGAGAACAGCCAGCGACGCGUUGAGAAGACCGCAGCGAAAGGAUCGCCUUCGUACACGGUUCACCAAACCUAGGAGAGCAUCAGCAAAAGAUCAGGAUCAAGAUGGGCUAUAUAAGUGUAAUAAAUGUGGAAAGCAGUUGAAGGACUUUGCAAAGCUGCAGCUCCACAAGAAAUUGCACGAUAGGUCCUUCAUCUGUCACUGGUGCGGCAGAAACUUCUCCAAGUUUGACUACCUUCGGAUGCAUAUGCGCACACACACCGGAGAACGGCCUUACCGCUGCAACUGGUGCUCAAAGACCUUCAGCCAGAGUGGGAACAUGAGGAGACAUGAGCGCACGUGCCAGAGAUUCAAUGAAGAACCAGCAGCGCAUACGCUAGAAGACGACCAACAGCUGUCCGCCGAGUGACAAGUGCAUCAGAUUGCUGCAGGCACACCUCGAGAAAGAACCUGUUAUUGUCAUAGAGAGUUUGAUUUUCAUUAGAUAUAUAGAGAUAUUUAUUAUUUUAUCAAGUAUGUUAGAAGCUUCCAUGUUACAUAAAAAAUACAUAAGGCCGAUAUGCUGUUUGACUAACCUUUCUAUGACCUUUCCAGUCAAUAUGUGUGCACAAAUGUCUCCAGUGCUUCGCUUUUCCCCUUUGAGGAAGACCACUUUGUGUUUUGUACCAUGAGUUACCAUACUUCCAGACUGAUGUUGACAGCAGUAUCUUGCCUGAAAUAUUUUUAGGCAGUGCAUAACUAUACAAAUGUAUAUUAACUAGAAAGGAAUGACUUAUUAUUUUACCAUUAUUUUUCACCAUUAUUUUUCCAGGCCUACACAUCAUGAUUUUUAAAUUCCAGGUUUUCAUUGACUGCGGGAAUCACUGAGAGGACAAGUUAAAUAUAAAAUAGUACAUAAGGAUAUGAAUUAAUGUGGUAGAAUGAAUCGUAACAUUUACUUACUGCAGAAAUGUCAGAAGAAAAUCAUGUAAUUUGAAAAGAUCAUGUCAAACAGGUGUAAAUGAGGAACUUUGUCCUAUGUAACAACAAACAUUUGAAUAAACUAGAUGAAAUUUAA
Molecule: messenger RNA, 1754 nt
Organism: Ctenopharyngodon idella (grass carp)
Lineage: Eukaryota; Metazoa; Chordata; Actinopteri; Cypriniformes; Xenocyprididae
Exons: 2
Coding region: 99-1106 (335 amino acids)
Biological process (GO): regulation of transcription by RNA polymerase II
Cellular component (GO): PcG protein complex; transcription regulator complex
Molecular function (GO): RNA polymerase II cis-regulatory region sequence-specific DNA binding; DNA-binding transcription factor activity, RNA polymerase II-specific
Source: RefSeq, a predicted model, not a curated record